AUGUCAGUUGCGGCUACAACUCUGGACCAGCAAGCAUGAAAAUUCUUCUAUUAUCUGCUCUUGUGGGACUUUCCUUGUCGCUGCCAUCUCCUGACCAGAGUCAGAGUGGGGCAGCUGAAUCAUUGGAAGAAAGUCCGAAUUUAUACCCGGAGGAAAGUUCGGGAAGAUUCGAAGGCGAUAUUGACAUUUUUCCCGGCGAAAAUCCAUUCCAUCGCAACGCGCUGCGAAACCGCAACCUGCGAUGGCCAAAUGGAGUUGUCCCGUACGAAAUAUCGUCGGAAUACCCUUCCACGGUUCAGAACAUCAUGCACGCCGCCAUGCAGGAGAUUGAAACAAAAACGAGGGUCAAUGGUAAAACCUGUAUCCAUUUCAAACCCCACGCCGGCGAGACCUCCUACGUCAAGUUUGUAGGAGGAGACGGUUGCCAUACUCACGUGGGUCACGUGAACCGAAGAGCUGACGUCACGAUUGGUCACGGGUGUGAGCGGAAAGGAACUAUCAUCCACGAACUAUUGCACUCGCUUGGAUUCCACCAUGAACAGAGCAGACCAGACCGGGACAACUACGUCACGAUACACUACAAUAACAUCAAAUCAGGCGAGGAAGGAAACUUCAAGAAAUAUUCAACGAACGAAGUUGACACGCUGGGACAACCGUACGACUAUGGAAGCGUAUUGCACUACAGUGCACACGCAUUUGCCAUCGACAAGUCCAAACCAACCAUAGAACCCAAACAAUCUGGCGUCACCAUCGGCCAAAGGAUCGGCCUGAGUCCAAUUGAUAUCAAGGAAAUCCAGCUGCUUUAUGACUGUGUCGCACCCGACCACAGCGGGCACACGAGUGAUCCCCACGUGUCCCUUGCGCCGACAACUGACCCUUCCCCUAGCGGAUCGGACGUUUGCACGUUCCAAUCAGGUUUCUGUGACUGGCACAAUUCGCAAUCUGACACCAUGGACUGGACCCGUAACAAAGGCACCACACCAAGCACACACACAGGGCCUCAUGCUGAUCAUAGUGGAAGUACCUCACAUUACUACAUCUACCUGGAAGCGUCAGGCCACACACACAAAGCCGCUUACCUUGACUCCAAGACCUACCCAGGGGGCGACUACUGUGUCAAGUUCUACUACCACAUGCACGGCGCCAACAUUGAGACACUGCGACUGUACGCCGUGGCUGGAGGGACCAAGCACUCCCUGAGGUCUUUCACAGGUGACCAUGGCAACACUUGGCACCACCAGUCCAUCAAUGCACACAUCCACACCACUGGGACAUUCCAUUUCCAGUUCUCUGGCCACACCGGCAGCGCGGCAAAGGGAGAUAUCGCUAUUGAUGACAUUGAAAUUCACUCUGGUAACUGUUAAAAUGGUGAUAAAUAUAGCAAGAAUCGAA
Molecule: messenger RNA, 1392 nt
Organism: Mya arenaria
Lineage: Eukaryota; Metazoa; Mollusca; Bivalvia; Myida; Myidae
Product: zinc metalloproteinase nas-6-like
Exons: 12
Coding region: 36-1364 (442 amino acids)
Biological process (GO): proteolysis
Cellular component (GO): membrane
Molecular function (GO): metalloendopeptidase activity; zinc ion binding
Source: RefSeq, a predicted model, not a curated record